GGUGGAGCAAAGGAGGCGACAGAACUGCUCUGUCAAGAAGUUUUAGAGAGUCCGCACUGUCGCGUAUGCAGCGUCUUUUAGAGGACAAAAACAAACAAAUAGACAAACACUGGUGUCGACGGAGAAGCGGGAGUCGGACUCGGACACAGCCAUGGAGGGUGUGUAUGGAUGGGGCAUAAACCCACUCAACCCAGUCCAAGCAGCAAACCCCUUCAUAGAGAUCAUCGAGCAGCCAAAGCAGAGGGGCAUGAGGUUUAGGUAUAAGUGUGAGGGACGUUCAGCUGGCAGCAUCCCCGGAGAGAAAAGCAAUGACACCACUAAGACCCACCCAGCCAUCAAGGUGCACAACUACAGCGGCCCACUGCGUGUUCGCAUUUCAUUGGUGACGAAGAAUCCACCGCACAAGCCUCACCCCCACGAACUGGUUGGGAAAGACUGCAAACACGGCUACUAUGAGGCGGACCUGCAGGAGAGACGAAUACACAGUUUUCAGAACCUGGGCAUACAGUGUGUCAAGAAGAAGGAUGUGAAUGAGGCCAUCACUUGCAGGCUGCAGACCAAUAAUAACCCCUUCAACAUUCCGGAGGCGAAGGUGUGGGAGGAGGAGUUUGACCUGAAUUCAGUCCGGCUUUGCUUCCAGGCCUCCAUCACUCUGCCAACAGGAGAGCUGUUUCCUCUGGAGCCUGUGGUAUCGCAGCCCAUCUAUGACAACAGGGCCCCGAACACAGCUGAGCUGAAGAUCUGCAGAGUCAACCGCAACUCUGGAAGCUGCAAAGGAGGGGAUGAAAUCUUUCUGCUGUGUGACAAAGUGCAAAAAGAGGACAUCGAGGUGCGUUUCUUCCAGGACUCCUGGGAAGGAAAGGGCACUUUCUCCCAGGCUGAUGUCCACAGGCAGGUGGCCAUCGUGUUCCGCACACCGCCGUACCGCGACACUAACCUCACCGAGCCCAUAAGAGUCAAGAUGCAGCUCCGCCGGCCUUCUGAUCGCGAGGUCAGCGAGCCGAUGGACUUCCAGUACCUGCCCGCUGACCCAGAUGAAUACAGGCUGAGUGACAAGAGGAAGCGUACUGGGGACAUGUUCCAGAGCCUCAAACUGGGGCCCAUGCUGUCUAGUGUGUCCAUUCCACAAGAUAGACGGCACAUAAGCCCGGCAAGAAGAACUGUGACAGCCAAGCCUCCAUCAAUGAAUGCACAAGUUGCAUCCGCUGCGCUUGCUGCUGCAGGUGGAGCAAAACCCCAGCCUACCUACUCUUAUCAACCAGGCCAGCUCUUCUCAGUCCAGCCCAAGGUGGAGGCCUCCCCCUCCAUCUCUUCUGCAACUACAAACCAAACAUGGAGGAUCAUGGAGAGCCUGAGCCUGGGCUCCCAGCCCAAAGCUACACCGGUGCCCAACUUUACAAUGAGCCAAGCACCAUCCUCCUGCUCCUCUACCACCACCUCCACUGCCAACCAGGACUACUCAACUGUCAAUCUUUCAGACCUUCACGAAUUCUUCCCCAACAUUUCCUCAGGCAUCGCCCAGGAGCAAGCAGCUUCACAGGCAAGCACGGCCCCCUCACAGGCCACCAGCUCCUUCACCCUCCAGGGCUCUCAGUUCCGGGUGGACGCACCACUUGUGGACGAUGACAUCCCAGAGUUCCCUAGCUUUUCCGAAGCUAGGGAAUGCAAUUUGGAAAGCCUAAACAUGGACGACUUUGAGGACCUUCUGAGCCCCCAGCUUAUGAACGAGAGUGGUGGAAACGGCACCUCGAUGUCGGCUCAAGCUCCGUGCCAGCAGCCUGCCCCUCCCAGCUCUUCCACUGCUGCCCACAGCGCAGCAUCCCAGAACACUUCUGACCCUGCCAGCAUGCCAGGAAGCACCUGGAUGAAUUACCCCAACAGCAUCGUCAGCUUACUCCAGAACGAGGGCAUGAUUGACAUGGCAUCCAACAACGGCAAUCACCGGCCUGCUGUGCUGGAUGAGUUUGAUGAGUUGAUGUCUGCUGACGAGGAUCGUCUGAUUUCCAUUUUUAAUAGUGGAAGCCAAGCUGGGUUUGUGUCAGGACACCCCACUUAAAGUUUGUCCCCGUUAUUUUUUUACGAACAUAUUUACAUAGACCACUUGCAUCUGCCCCUUAACCUUCAGAACUGAAACUCUUUGUUGUUACAAAAGACAACAAAGGAAACAAGGUGGAUAUAAGAGGGCUGCAAGGGACAGAAUGUAGCAAUACUGCUCACUGUGGACAUGCUUGUUGAAAUACCAGCAAAGACUCUUUAUGGUAUUCAAUUAGCAGGUGUUGCCAGUCAUUUAAAUACAGUUAAACCGACGUAUGAUAAGACAGGACUGAAGCUUGACAGAUUUCAUUGCCCUUAAGCCCAUAUUUAGCAUCAAUCAUUAACUUUGUUUUUAUAGACAGUCAAAUCAGAUGCAUUGCUGAAGGCAUCUGUCCAAAUGUUUUUCUCUUGAGGUUUUCUGUGGAAUAUGUUAGCAUGUUUUUGUACUUGCUAUUUCAACAAUUUCGGGAACUGUGGUCAGUGAGAUUAUCACUCUGUAAUGUGUAAGGUUGGUCUGCUGUACUAUACAGUAGGUAGUUUCAGAAAGGCAUUUUGAUUGGAUCUUGAGGCAAAUACAUGUCCAUUAUGUCCACUGUUCCUGUAAUUAAAUAUCCCCAUGUAUUACAGGGUUCCCACAUUCAUGGAAAACCUAAAGAAAUCAUGAAAUUUCUAAAUCUCAUUUUCGAGGUUUGGAAAAGGGUACUUGUAAAUCAUUGAAAGUUUUGGAAAAAUCAUGGAAUUAAUCGUGACAGUUAAUGAAAUGUAACAUGAUGGCAAAUUAAUUAAAGUUGAUGUAAUGUAGCUCUGACAUGCAACCUUUUGCUUACUAUAUACAUUAUAAUACAUUAACUAACAGUUGGAAUACAGUAUACUAUACAGCCAUGUCCUUAUAGGUUGUGAAUGGACAUGAAAAUGUUAUUAUAGGUCCUUAAAAAGCCUUGGAAAAGUUUAGGAAUAUUUCCAUGAAAAUGCGUGGGAACCCUGGCAUUACUUUGGAACUUUGUGAUUUCUGAAGGUCAGCAGUAAAUGUAAUGUCUCUUGUACAGGUGCCUUUGUUGAGUCUCAACAAAACGUAGUAUGUGUUGCAAACCAAAUGAAGGUCUACAUAUAAAUAAUUAUCAAACAAGCAACAUUAAUAAGUACAUGCUUAUAGCAAAGAAGCACACACCCACAAACUGUAUCAAAUCUUGGUUCUGUGUCUGCUGAAUUUCCUCUGGUCUCAUCAGUUUUUAUCUUCAGUUAUUUUAUGAAAAAUGGCUGCAGUUUAACUCAAAUGUUUCAGACCUGUAGGUUAACUCGCUUCAACUCUGUUGUAAAAGAUGCUUUAAGAUGGAAUUAUGCUGUUUUAUACAGGUAUGAUGUAAGCAGAUAAUACUAUAUGCCUUUAUGCUUGAAUGAAUGAUUAAUUCUGUCCAAAUUCCAAAACACUUUUCUUGGCAAUAAAAACC
Molecule: messenger RNA, 3482 nt
Organism: Epinephelus moara (kelp grouper)
Lineage: Eukaryota; Metazoa; Chordata; Actinopteri; Perciformes; Serranidae
Gene: rela
Product: v-rel avian reticuloendotheliosis viral oncogene homolog A
Exons: 11
Coding region: 152-2056 (634 amino acids)
Biological process (GO): regulation of transcription by RNA polymerase II; response to cytokine; non-canonical NF-kappaB signal transduction
Cellular component (GO): cytoplasm
Molecular function (GO): DNA-binding transcription factor activity, RNA polymerase II-specific; RNA polymerase II cis-regulatory region sequence-specific DNA binding
Source: RefSeq, a predicted model, not a curated record